Messenger RNA from Sinocyclocheilus rhinocerous, 1288 nucleotides. RefSeq lists its product as uncharacterized. The record is from RefSeq and is a predicted model, not a curated record. The transcript is spliced from 2 exons. The coding region runs from base 1 to 699 and encodes 232 amino acids. NCBI's taxonomy places the organism in Eukaryota, Metazoa, Chordata, Actinopteri, Cypriniformes, Cyprinidae. Gene Ontology annotation, cellular component: plasma membrane.
AUGCCUGCCCAAAGGCAUAUGCAAAGUAAGAAGAACUCCCGCUGCUUGGUCAACAGCUCAGGCUGCCAUCUAGUGGCUGGGAUGCUUCUGUUUCUAGGCGGGGCCAUUGCCAUGCCGCCCUCUGUCUGGUUCCUGUUCCACACGCGUAACCUUAAUGAGCGCUACGAUAAUCUUUUUGCUGUUGAGUUUGGGGUGUAUGUGGCCAUCGGCAGUGCUGGUGGUCUGCUCUUAGCCACUGUGCUGAUGUUCAUGUGGUAUUGCAUGUGUAAAAAACUGUCUUCACCCUUCUGGCUACCUCUACCUGAAGGACCUGCAAUGACCAACAGCCUCUCCGCGCAACCCCUCAUGACCAACGGCUUGCCUUCUCCCAUGACAUACGCACCCCAGAGCUUCCCUCCGGCUGUUCUGGAUGCCCCCACUUUUGUUCCAGCACAGGGUUACCCUCAAAUUGCACCCACACAGCCUAUGCCGCCCCAUGUCUACAUGCCACAGAUGUCCAUACCUGAUAGUUACGGCUCAGAAGUUGGAGCCUCACAGGCAUAUAGAUAUGCUCCCUCUCAAAGCUACGCGCCUUCUCAGGGAUAUGCCCCAUCUCAAAGCUACGCCCCCUCACAGAGGUAUGCUGGGCACCGCUAUUCCACACGCUCCCGUAUGUCCGGCAUUGAGAUUGACAUUCCUGUCCUUACAGACAGACAUUGAGUUAGUUGUUUCAAAUCAAACAGGUCAAACUGGUAUUCUAUUCCUAUAAAUUAGAAAUGGUCAAUUAGCUGUGGCAGUGAAUUUGAACAAAAUGGUGAAAUUGAAAGAAAUGCCUUUUAUUCACUUGAUGUAGCAGGUGCCUCUUAGUAAUAGCACUGAAAAUGGCCAAAACAACGUAAAAAUGGUCAUCAAACCAAUAACACAAGUGGAAUUAGAAAGUUGUGUACCUCUCUCAAUGAGCUUUAUUCAUAAAACACAAGCAGAACAAAUUUCUGUGUAAACUGUUCAUUAUUUCACUGAGUAUGUUGCAUUAAAUUCAGUGUGACAGGUUUAUGUAUUAUGUACACAGAAAUUCAUUCUGUUCAUGUUUCAUGACCUUAUCUCUUUAUUCUGGUUUUAAACCUCAACAGUAACACUGAACUUUUUAACCUGUUAGUGAAUAUGCCUGCUAAUAUCUAAAUGUGAUUAGUAAAUGCUAAAAAGAGACGCAACUUACACUCUGUUUUAUGACUGCUUACACUUGUAUUACUGUCAAUGCCAUGAAGUUUCAUAUUUGCCUUUUUACGUUGCCUUAUUGUUGUAAUACCUG